AUGAAGGACAGGACCGAGUCAGCAAACGGCGAGAAAAAUGGCAUGGCUACGAAGAGAAAAGCCGUUGAAGAACCAGAGCCAGCUCAAGUGACAAAGAGGACCAGGCCCUCUGACGAUGGGUCGCCAGAGCCUGUUGCUCCACCGGCAACCGAAGUUUGGAGGAUUCCUUUCCCAGAGAAGCCUGCAGUAUUGGAAGAAAGAAACCGAGAAAUCGAAUUUCGAGUUGUCAACAACGAUGGCGCCCCCCACAGCUCCAUCAUCUUGGCAGGCCUCAAAUGCCUCUUUCAGAAACAGCUUCCAAAUAUGCCCAAAGACUACAUUGCACGGCUAGUCUAUGACCGCACCCAUCUCUCCAUUGCAAUUGUCAAAAUGCCCUUGGAGGUCAUCGGAGGCAUCACGAUACGAGAGUUUCGCGCACGAGCCUUUGCCGAAAUAGUCUUUUGUGCCAUAUCCUCUGAUCAACAAGUGAAGGGAUACGGAGCACAUAUAAUGGCACAUCUGAAGGACUACGUCCGAGCCACAUCACCCGUAAUGCACUUUUUGACCUAUGCCGAUAAUUACGCCACUGGAUACUUCCAAAAGCAGGGAUUCACAAAGGAAAUCAGCCUGGACAAAUCCAUAUGGAUGGGAUAUAUUAAAGAUUAUGAAGGGGGAACGUUGAUGCAAUGUUCAAUGCUCCCUAGGAUCCGGUAUCUCGAGGUCGGCCGGAUGCUUUUAAAACAGAAAGAAACGGUAAUGGCAAAGAUUCGACUCUUGAGCAAAAGUCACUUGGUCCAUCAACCACCUGAACAAUGGGCCAGCGCCGGCAACGUUACCCCAAUCGAUCCGCUAUCCGUUCCAGCCAUCCGGGCGACAGGGUGGUCUCCAGACAUGGACGAACUAUCUCGAGAGCCACGCCACGGACCUCACUUCAACGAACUGCGGCGUUUUUUGUACCAGUUGCAGAACCACCAACAGGCCUGGCCGUUUCUCAAACCGGUCAAUAAGGACGAGAUUCCCGACUAUUACAAGGUCAUAACAUCCCCGAUGGAUCUAUCGACUAUCGAGGAACGCCUGGAACAGGACUUAUACGCCACCCCAAAAGACCUCGUGGAGGAUGUAAAACUGAUCGUCAGCAAUUGUCGUCAGUAUAACAACCCCACGACUAUUUAUCACAAGUGUGCAAACAAGCUGGAAAAGUACAUGUGGACUCUGAUCAAAGAGGUCCCCGAGUGGUAUAGUCUGCUUGAAGAUUAA
This is a messenger RNA of Pyricularia oryzae 70-15, 1236 nucleotides long. RefSeq names its product histone acetyltransferase GCN5. Gene Ontology annotation, molecular function: histone H3 acetyltransferase activity; protein binding. The coding region runs from base 1 to 1236 and encodes 411 amino acids. The transcript has 2 exons. The record is from RefSeq and is a predicted model, not a curated record. Lineage: Eukaryota; Fungi; Ascomycota; Sordariomycetes; Magnaporthales; Pyriculariaceae. Gene Ontology annotation, cellular component: histone acetyltransferase complex. Gene Ontology annotation, biological process: chromatin remodeling; positive regulation of transcription by RNA polymerase II.